Triticum turgidum subsp. durum (durum wheat) is the source of this 861-nucleotide messenger RNA. NCBI's taxonomy places the organism in Eukaryota, Viridiplantae, Streptophyta, Magnoliopsida, Poales, Poaceae. The record is from the annotation of a GenBank genome assembly.
AUGAACCAAGAAAAUAGCCCGCACAACCCUCUGAAAUAUGAUCACAAGCUGCCAGAAAAGAAGAUCAAUACUAUGGCCCUCCGGAUGGCGUUCUUUCAAAAGGUGAUGAGUGGUUGUGGUGCGCUGGCUUUCAUCUGGGCCACCGUGGUGCUGCUCGGUGGAUUCUCCACGCUGAUCAAGCAGAAGGAUUUCUGGUUCGUAACCAUCAUCGUCUUCAUGGAAGCUACCUGCUGUCAUCGUGGUGCUCGCGUCCAGGCAAAUAAUCACAAGGCCCUCCAGUGGUUGUCCAUCGGAGUGGCGGCGCCUGAGACCAAGCCGCCCAAGAAGCGCCCCAGAGCCUCCCGCCGCCCACCCACCACCGUGCUCACCACCGACACCUCCAACUUCCGCGCCAUGGUACAGGAGUUCACCGGCUUCCCGGCGCCACCAUUUGCCGUCGGGCUGUCCCCGUUCGUCCGCCCGCGGCUCCUCGGUGGCGCCUCCGCCUACGGCUCCCCCUUCCUGGUACGCCCGUGCCCUCUCAAGUACCCGCAGCAAAACCCUGCACUGCUGUCCUCCAUCGGCACUUGCACCACCACCGGCGGCGGAGCCAACUCUCUCAUGCACGCGCUCACGCUGUUGGCGAGGAGCAACGCUAUGCCAAGUACCCCCGCUGAUGUUACGACGGCCAGAGGAUCAGGUUCUGCUGAUCAGUACGGUGGCCACCACGGCCACGGCAUGGGAGAUUUCAAUUUCAACCCGUUUGACGACUUCGAGACUGAGACUUCGGCAUCGGCGGAAGGCGACAAGGCGGCGAACGGCGACCAUGCUGGGUUCUUCUCUUCCUUAGGCGGCGCCGGAGAUAAGUACGACCAGCACUAG